UUGUCUCUGUUUGGUCAUAGUAAGGAAACGAGUGAAAUUACUGUUGCUAGUUUGCAGUUCACUGGUCUCAGUAUGAAUGAAAUAAAGAGGGCUUAGCCACUCCCCUUAUAAAUUAAUGUCAAAGACUCCUCAUUUUCCUGUCUCAACUUCCCACAAUACACUAUCAACCUUUCUAACUACAAAGCCAAGCAAAUGACUUGAAUUCUCUAUUUUACAAACUGAAAAUCCAUAUGGUUUUUUCUGAUCUUGAAAACUGAAAACUUUAUAUAAUCCAAAACAUGAUGAAAAGCAGAAUGUCUUGGGUUUGGAUUGCACUUCUCUUUCUUGGUCUCACAUUCCAUAACUUUUCGACUUCACAAGCAAGGACUACUAGGCAUAAACAUCACCCAACUGCAGUAGUUGAGGGAACUGUUUUCUGUGAUACUUGCUUCCAGCAGCAAUUCUCGGGAGCUAGUCAUUUCAUUUCAGGAGCCACUGUUGCAGUAGAAUGUGCAGACUCAGCCACAAGAUCACGUUUUUACAAGGAAGUGAAAACCAAUGAGCAUGGAAAAUUCAGUGUAGACCUUCCUAUCUCUGUAAGCAAACAUGUCAAGAAAAUCAAGGGAUGUUCUGUGAAGCUGAUUAAGAGCAGCGAGCCGUAUUGCGCUGUGGCGUCGACAGCAACUUCAUCCUCUCUUCAUCUCAAGUCGAGAAAACAAGGGACUCACAUCUUCUCUGCUGGUUUCUUCACAUUCAAACCUCUCAACCAACCAGAUCUUUGUAGCCAAAAGCCAAGCAUUCAAAGUUCCAAAAAGAAACUAACAGAUCCUCAAAAGUCUGCAAUUUCAAAUCCUAAUGAUCCUACGUUUUACCCACCAAUUCAAGAUCCACCAGCGCCAAGUACUUUACUUCCACCUCUUCCCAGGCUACCGCCUUUGCCGUUGCUCCCUCCUUUGCCAGAUCUUCCAGGAUUAGGACUUCCAAUACCACCAGUUUCUAAAGAUGCUAACAAACACUACUCUCAAUCUGAAGCUGCAGCUCAGCCAAGAUUUUUCAAUCCAAUAGGUGGAGGACUUCCUUUGCCUCCAAAUCCACUUCUUCCACCACCUUCAAUUCUUCCUCCUAACCCAUUUUUACCUCCACCUUCUAUUAUUCCUCCAAUUAUCCCUUCCCCUCCUCCUUCAAUAUUUCCUCCCUUAUUCCCUUCUCCUCCACCUUCAAUAAUUCCUCCAAUUAUCCCUUCACCUCCAAGCCCUCCGCCUUCACUAUUUCCUCCACUUAUCCCACCACUCAUACCUGGUUUAACUCCAUCUCCACCACCACCGCCCCCUUCACUCUUCCCACCUGUGAUCCCUCCACUCUUCCCACCAGUGAUACCUGGUUUAACGCCGUCUCCACCACCGCCUCGCUCACUCUUCCCUCCUUUUCCAUUCCAACCCACACCUGGCUUCCCCGGAGUUCCUCCAGCUGCCACUUCUUCUUCUCCACAGAAGAAGAACCCCUCUCCUUAGUCCAAAAUACAAUUACACAAACACCUGCAAUAUAGCUAGCUACUACUUUUUCAUUACGCUCUGUGUGUAAUUUCUCAAAUAAACCUACUCCAUUUUGUUUACUACCUUUUUUUCCACUUGCUUUCUCUUUACCUUUGUAAUUUUAUUGUGCUACAGUUUCUUCCUGUUAUGUUUUGUUAGACAUAUUAGAUAGGAAACCAAGGUGAUUGUAUGAUAUGUAAUACUACUUCAAUAAAAGCUUAAACUUAUUGGUAA
Molecule: messenger RNA, 1745 nt
Organism: Nicotiana attenuata
Lineage: Eukaryota; Viridiplantae; Streptophyta; Magnoliopsida; Solanales; Solanaceae
Product: vegetative cell wall protein gp1
Exons: 2
Coding region: 279-1490 (403 amino acids)
Source: RefSeq, a predicted model, not a curated record